CACCAUCCAUACAACCAGAACCUAGGUACAGCAUACGACCCAGAGAACACCUACCGCAUCACCCCAAACCUCUUAAGACAGAUCCAAAGUCUCUCAACCAUUGCCCAAUCUGAAAUUCCACGUAGAUUUAAUGUAGAGUUCAACAACAACAUACUGAAUGAUCUUGAACGCAUCUGGCGGGGGCCAGUGUGCUCUAAUGGUCUGUCACUUCUUAUAGCAAUUGUAUUGUACUUCCGACGAGAGUCAUGUAGACCACGAAGGCUUGGUGCAGUUGAAACCCAGAGUGGCAUGGAGGAUGGCAACUCUAAAUCAAUUAAACUUGAAGUGAAAACCAUACAAGAAGGAAAAGCCAAGAUAAUCUGGAGUGGUAUCCCCAAGAGGCUAUUGGACCAGGGUGUAAUGGUGGUGCUUUAUGAGAACAAUGGAAGUGAGAGCAAACUAGACAGUGUCAGGAUCCACAAGAAGUCACCAUAUUUCUUUACAAGGUUUUUUAGACGUCCCACUAUUGUCUACGAAAUAUGUAGGAGUCCUGAGUUUCAUAAUGCCAAUGGAGAGAUUCCUGUUGAUCUAAGUGGGUAUAGGCCUAACUCCAGUCUGCAGCUAUUUGUCAAGGAUGGAAAGGCCUGCGCUCGCCUGUUUGUAAAAAAGUAAUUCACUGACUGGAAGUUAAGGUUGAAUAACUCCUGGGUUGGGUUCUACUCUUCCCAUAACAAAUCCAUAAUACCUGCAAUGGGCUGUGUCUUUUUCUGGAAGACAUACCUGAAUAUAUAUAUAUAUAUAUAUAUAUAUAUAUAUAUAUAUAUAUAUAUAUAUAUAUAUAUAUAUAUAACUCUAGUAUGAUCAUGGCUCCUGGGGUCCUGGCCAGAUUUAUGCUGCAGAGAAGAUCCAGUGAAGUAGCCCGUACUGUGCCCUGGGAGAGAGUUGUGCUGUAG
Molecule: messenger RNA, 932 nt
Organism: Coregonus sp. 'balchen'
Lineage: Eukaryota; Metazoa; Chordata; Actinopteri; Salmoniformes; Salmonidae
Source: the annotation of a GenBank genome assembly